AUGACCAACAUCCCCUCCGAACCCGAGUUCGAGCAAGCAUACGAGGAGCUUGUCUCAACUCUCGAGAACUCGUCGCUCUUUGAGAAGAACCCAGAAUACAAAACAGCCCUGAACGUCUGCUCCAUCCCCGAACGAGUCAUCCAAUUUCGAGUGGUGUGGGAAGACGACAAGGGCCAGCUCCAAGUGAACCGGGGCUACCGUGUACAAUUCAAUUCCGCGCUUGGUCCUUACAAGGGCGGCCUCCGAUUUCAUCCUACUGUGAACCUUUCUGUCCUGAAGUUUCUGGGUUUCGAGCAGAUCUUCAAGAACGCACUCACUGGACUGAACAUGGGAGGUGGAAAAGGUGGCGCAGAUUUUGACCCCAAGGGUAAAUCAGACAACGAGAUCCGUAGAUUCUGUUGUGCUUUCAUGAGCGAGCUCGGAAAGCACAUUGGCGCGGACGUCGAUGUUCCGGCGGGCGACAUCGGUGUAUCUGGACGAGAGAUUGGCUGGCUAUUUGGACAAUACAAGAAACAAAACAGGACGUGGCAAGGCAGCUGGGGUGGCUCCCUCAUCCGACCUGAAGCGACAGGUUACGGUGUCGUCUAUUACGUCGAGCACAUGAUCAAAUAUGCCUCUGGCGGCACCGAAUCAUUCACAGGGAAAAGGGUCGCCAUCUCUGGCUCUGGAAAUGUGGCCCAAUAUGCAGCCCUGAAAGUGAUUGAGCUAGGGGGGACUGUCGUGUCUUUGAGUGAUAGCAAGGGUGCCAUCGUCGCCACUACUCCACAGGGUAUUGACCCAGAGAUGAUCGAAACCAUUGCAAAACUCAAGGUGGACCGAAAACAGCUCUCCGAGGUCGCCCACACCUCUGCAUUUAGCAGUAAGGUCAAAUACAUUGACGGUGUGCGACCGUGGCUGCAUGUGGGUCAGGUCGACGUGGCUCUGCCCUCGGCGACGCAAAACGAAGUAUCCGGCGAGGAAGCCGAAGGUCUCGUCGCCGCUGGUUGCAAGUUUGUGGCCGAAGGAAGCAACAUGGGCUGCACAAAAGCUGCAAUCGACGUCUUCGAGGCAGCCAGAAAUUUCAAGAAGGAGAAAUGGGUCUGGUAUGCUCCAGGAAAGGCUGCUAAUGCAGGUGGUGUGGCGGUUUCAGGUCUCGAAAUGGCUCAAAACUCGGCACGAAUCAAAUGGACUGCGGAAGAGGUGGACGAGAAACUGAAGCUCAUCAUGAAGAACUGUUUCGAAAACGGGCUACAGACCGCGAAGACAUAUGUCACACCAAAAGAGGACGAAUUUCCCAGCUUGGUGGCGGGCAGCAACAUUGCCGGAUUCACCAAGGUCGCGGCAGCGAUGAAAGAUCAAGGCGACUGGUGGUAG
Molecule: messenger RNA, 1353 nt
Organism: Fonsecaea erecta
Lineage: Eukaryota; Fungi; Ascomycota; Eurotiomycetes; Chaetothyriales; Herpotrichiellaceae
Product: NADP-specific glutamate dehydrogenase
Exons: 4
Coding region: 1-1353 (450 amino acids)
Cellular component (GO): cytosol
Molecular function (GO): L-glutamate dehydrogenase (NADP+) activity
Source: RefSeq, a predicted model, not a curated record